Molecule: messenger RNA, 718 nt
Organism: Puccinia graminis f. sp. tritici CRL 75-36-700-3
Lineage: Eukaryota; Fungi; Basidiomycota; Pucciniomycetes; Pucciniales; Pucciniaceae
Exons: 3
Coding region: 90-470 (126 amino acids)
Source: RefSeq, a predicted model, not a curated record
UCUCAAUCCGCUGUAUUGUAAUUAAGUAAAAUAUAAACGACUUGGUCUGGAUACCUUGCUGUUGUAUAAACAAAUAACACUUGAAAAUCAUGGGAUCCAUGCUCAUAAUGCUAAAGGCUCUAUCACUUCUACUGAUCCUAGCAGUAAUAUUUCCAGACGUUUCGGCCAAAGGAAAGAAACCGGCCAAGCCGGUCUACGAUUGUAAGAAAUACGGCAAGAAUUUCGUGAAUCCUAUAUGUUGCUCAGUUGACAAAGGCACCGAGGGCAGUCCCAUCCCGGCAACAGGAGAGGCUCAUCCGCCUGGGGGAGGCAAAAAGAGAGAAGGAUUUGGGUGUGGAAAUAAUGUGUUCAGAUUCGGGAUGUGUUGUAACAAAAAAGUGGACAAAAACACGAAGAAGACCGAUAAACCGAAUACCAGGAACCGCUCACAGUGUCAAGUCGCCACUGCAACCUUUCCCCAGGCCAAGUAGGAUGAUGUUGCAACAAGGUUUAUAAAAUCCAAGCAAAAUGGAGCAAUUUCCUUGUAAUAAAAAAUAAAUAAUAAUCCUUGCACCUCCUUCAUCCACAGCAUUGUUCCCAAGUGGUGGAUUAAUCACCGUAAUAUAAGUCUAUGGAUCUGUUAAAAUUAAUGGUUAUCCACAUCAUCAUUUUCUAGCAGUGGCAUGUUUCUAAAUCCCCCAUCCAAUUGUAGACUGGUUCUAAGACUUUUAUUCACUGC